Messenger RNA from Echinops telfairi (small Madagascar hedgehog), 831 nucleotides. RefSeq names its product sialic acid-binding Ig-like lectin 14. Gene Ontology annotation, biological process: cell adhesion. Lineage: Eukaryota; Metazoa; Chordata; Mammalia; Afrosoricida; Tenrecidae. The transcript has 6 exons. The coding region runs from base 1 to 831 and encodes 276 amino acids. The record is from RefSeq and is a predicted model, not a curated record. Gene Ontology annotation, molecular function: sialic acid binding. Gene Ontology annotation, cellular component: plasma membrane.
AUGCUGCUGUGGCUGCUGCUGCCCCUGCUGUGGGGGGGGUCCCUGCAGGAGGAUAGAGGGUAUGCGCUGCAGGUGCAGAAGGAUGUGACGGUGCAGGAGGGCCUGUGUGUCACUGUUCCCUGCAAGUUCAUCUACCCCAGGGAACCAUACUAUGAUCGUGCCUCACUCUACAUCUUCUGGUUUGAGCACGGGGACAGUAUAUAUGACCCUCCGGUGGCCACCAACCAUCCAACCCGAGCAGUGAAGACACGGACAAAGGGCCGGUUCCAGCUCAUCGGAGACCCCCGGGCCAAUGACUGCUCCCUGAGCAUCAGAGGUGCCCGCAGGAGUGACGCAGGGGCCUACACUUUCCGGGUGGAGCGAGGACAUGUGAAAUAUACCUACGCAGACAGUUGGCUGACUGUGCUGGUGACAGACCUCACAGAGAAACCCCACAUCCACAUUCUGCAACCUCUGGAGUCCGGACACCCCGCGAACCUGACCUGCAGCGUGUCAGGGUCCUGUGAGGGGGCCAGACCCCUGGCCUUCUCGUGGGUGGGGGAAGCCCUUAAUGAGAUGGACCCUACAACACGCCAGUCCCCGGUGCUCACCUUCACCCCGAGGCCCCAGGACCACGGCACCAACCUCACCUGUCGGGUGAGACAAGAAGGCUCUUCUGUGACCACGGAGGUGACCAUCCUGCUCAAUGUCUCCCAUGCCCCUGAGAACCUCACCAUCAGCGUCUUCCAAACUGGAUCAGGGCCGCUGAUCCGCACCGUAGUCCGGGGGAUCCUGAUGGGGGCUGGCUUCCUCCUCACCUAUGGCCUUACCUGGGCCUACUACACCAGGUGA